AAGUUAUAUAUAUUAAAUGACAUUUAUGGCGGCAAUAAACCAGAUAUGGAAGUGUUUACCAGGACUCCUAUUGGUACUCCUAUCAGUCAACUUUUCUACACUGGCCUUUGGAAAAGGACCUGUGGAGAUGAGCCACUCCUUGUCAUUGGUAACAAUGGUGCCACUGCUCGAGCUGGAAAAGAAGCUGAUCGAUAACCUUGAAAACUACACCGAGUCUGUUGAGCAGAAGCUGCUGUACAUUCGCAGUCAAGUAGCAGUUAUGCGUGCGGAAAAUGAGAAGGGAAGGCUGGACCCUACAUCUUAUUUAUUCAAUCCUUUAAAUGGCUUCUCCCUGAUACGCCGACUCAAUCAGGAUUGGAUUGGUUGGAGGCAAUACAUGGAAAAACCCGUUGCAGUCUCCCAGAUUCGGAACAUGCACAGAUGGAUGGACGAACUGCCCACAGAAACUGACCUGUGGGAUGCGUGCACCGGAAUAGUGCGCAUUCAGAGUACCUACAAGCUUGAAAUCCAGGAUUUGACUAGCGGUCGAUUUAAUGGAAGACAAUACAAUGCCAGCAUGGGUUUAGCUGACAUAUUUGCGAUUGGCCAGCACUUGGUAGAGGAACAGAAACCAUUAGAAGCUGUUCAAUGGCUGCAGGAGGUUUUGACCCACCACCAGGAGGACCUUGUGUCUUUACCGGCUCACCUGACAGUCAGAGAAGUAGAGGUUCUUAAGAUACUGGCUGAGAUUCACCUGAAAAAAAAAAACUAUGAGAAAGCUCUUCUUCUAACGGAUAAAUUUCUGCAUAUUAAACCCCACGAUGCUGCUCUUCUGCGCACGAAGAACCUAAUAGAAAGUCAGCCAAAUCGUGGAUUCGAGGAUAAUGAGCAGCGGAAAGAUUCGAAAGAGGGAUUGAAGUUCAAGUGCGACAAAAUAAAAGAUAAACCCUCCAGACUACUCCACUGCUCCUACAACUCCAACACGACGCCUUUCCUUCGUUUGGCACCUCUCAAAAUGGAGCAAAUCGGGUUGAGUCCCUAUUUGGUCCUAUAUCACGAAGUAUUAUACCCAAGGGAACUUGAAAUCUUGAAGAGCAAGGCCGCUGGAAACAUGAAGAUUGCCAAGAUCCACAAUAGAAAUCCCCAACAGAAAAGGAAGGGGAGGACUGCCAAGGCCUUUUGGAUCAAGGAGGAGAAUACUGAGCUCAACAAGAGAAUUUCUAGGCGGAUUCAAGAUAUGACUGGCUUGGACUUGGCCGAAUCGGAAAAACUGCAGGUGAUAAACUACGGCUUAGGUGGCCACUACCAUCAGCACUUGGAUCACUUUAACAUUGCUUCCGGUAAAUCUAAGGGAAUACCCUUGCGACAAAAACUAGCUUUGGGAGAUCGGAUUGCCACAGUGCUCUUCUAUCUCACUGACGUUGAGCAAGGCGGAGCCACAGUCUUCGGACAUGCGGGAUAUGCGGUGUAUCCCCGGGCAGGAACUGCCAUCUUCUGGUACAAUCUGCAUCGGGAUGGCAGUGGCGACCCCCUCACAAGGCACGCCGCCUGUCCGGUGAUUGUGGGGUCCAAGUGGGUGAUGACCAAGUGGAUACGCGAGCGGGGCCAGAUAUUUACCAGACCCUGCCUGCCGCCCCCCGCGGGAUCCCCCUCGAAAUCAUAGACAAACAAAUUUCCGCCAUAAUCACUUUGCACACUUAACGAAACCCUCGCAGCUCAGCUUAAAUGCCUUUUUAAAAUGCCAACACGGAAAAAAUAAAGUGCUGAGUGGUUGAUUGUCCCGGCA
Messenger RNA from Drosophila ficusphila, 1765 nucleotides. Its product is annotated as prolyl 4-hydroxylase subunit alpha-2-like. Gene Ontology annotation, cellular component: endoplasmic reticulum. Gene Ontology annotation, molecular function: iron ion binding; protein binding; L-ascorbic acid binding. The coding region runs from base 17 to 1642 and encodes 541 amino acids. The transcript has 7 exons. Gene Ontology annotation, biological process: peptidyl-proline hydroxylation to 4-hydroxy-L-proline. The record is from RefSeq and is a predicted model, not a curated record. Lineage: Eukaryota; Metazoa; Arthropoda; Insecta; Diptera; Drosophilidae.